Molecule: messenger RNA, 612 nt
Organism: Clavispora lusitaniae ATCC 42720
Lineage: Eukaryota; Fungi; Ascomycota; Pichiomycetes; Serinales; Metschnikowiaceae
Gene: CUP9
Product: transcription factor CUP9
Biological process (GO): regulation of transcription by RNA polymerase II
Molecular function (GO): RNA polymerase II cis-regulatory region sequence-specific DNA binding
Source: RefSeq, a predicted model, not a curated record
AUGAAUAACAAAGUCACCUUGCCCCCAAUCUCCGACAUAUUUUCUGGCAAGGAUGUGUCGUUGGGCCCCUUUCCCACCCACCCUCGUCCUAAUCCACCGUAUACGACGAUGCCGGUUUACCCUUACAACUAUGUUCCACCUAACGCUGGCGUUAUGGCAACUUACGGAACAGCCCCUUCCUCCUACAACUACUACGGUUCUGGCGCUUACACAGCCAUGCCUCCUGCCCUUGAAAUGCCAGCUUCCGUAUCGAGAAGCGUCCACGGAAGCACGUCGGGUCCAUCCGCCACGGAAAGAACGCGGAGUGGGUCGGAACAACUUUCUGUGUCUCCUGUCACUUCGCCUACGCUGGAGGGAGGUGUUUCUUCGGCAUCAGCCAACAUCCAACACCACUCUCGUUCGCGAACAAGAAACAACUUGCCUAAAGAGACCACGUACAUUUUGUUGAAGUGGUUGAAUGACCAUCUCAAUCAUCCAUAUCCUAACUCUUUUGAGAAGACGCGGUUAAUGAUGGCAACGGGAUUAAACCAACAGCAAUUGAGUAAUUGGUUCAUUAAUGCUCGCAGAAGAAAGAUUAAGGUGUUGCGGCAAAAGAAGCUGGCAUCGGAGUAA